Molecule: messenger RNA, 1107 nt
Organism: Glossina fuscipes
Lineage: Eukaryota; Metazoa; Arthropoda; Insecta; Diptera; Glossinidae
Gene: IFT43
Product: intraflagellar transport protein 43 homolog A
Exons: 5
Coding region: 229-1029 (266 amino acids)
Biological process (GO): intraciliary retrograde transport
Cellular component (GO): cilium; intraciliary transport particle A
Source: RefSeq, a predicted model, not a curated record
AUUCUAUAUCAUAAUAAUAGAUUCAAAUAAACGAAGCAAUGAGAGUUUUCUUUUAUUCAUUCACAAUAGGGGAGUUUUUAACUGUUAUUAAAGGGUUGCCUAAAUUUUCUAUUUGUCAGAGCGUUUAUUAAAAGGAAAUAUUGACAAAAGCAACUCGAUAGUGUCUUCGCUUUGCUAAAAGAAGCAAAUUUAUCAAAAAACUAGUAAAUAAUAUUUAAUUUUACCGAUAUGGAUUGGGCCGAAGAAUUAAAAAUGUCAAUUAGAAAAACAACUGCUCGAAAGGGUCGACGUUCCAGAAGUCGUGAUCUGCUUAAAGAUACCACAUCCUCGGCUCAGACCUCACAAAGCUUAACAUCGAAUUCUACUAAUAAUGUCAGUCAAGCGACUUCAUCUAAUAACAAUGACAUAUGCAUCGAUAUUACUUUACCAGUAACUUCGUCUACUGCUACUAGCAGUAACAACGCAGAUGCAGUCGGCGGCUUAACCGAAGCAAAUAUUUUGCAUUUAAGUACAACUUCGACAACCCCAGAUCCAAAAAAACCGCCUGUUUUGAGACGUAUUUCUGGGGGAUGGGCUGACACGAGCCUAGGAAAAUUAUCAAAAUCUAAGAAAGGCUCAAUAGAUGAUGAUCGUUUUGUUUUAAAACCUUCUACAAAUACAUCGCCAACUUAUGAUAUACCAAUUAUACCAGACUUGGAUGAUUUUAAAGAUGACAUAUUACUCAAUGAAAUCCCCGAGCCACCUUCAGUUUCAGUUGACCGGGUCGUUACUUUUAAAGAAUUAAACUCUGAUAUAUUAAUGCAAAAAUCGUAUGGCAAUGUGGGAGAUGCAGAUUUAUCAAUCCUAACAAAAUGUUUACAAGCACCAGAGAAUUUAGAUGAGCCUGACGAGGUUUGGGAGUGGGAGAAAUUGUUCACCGAAGUGGUGGCCGAAAUUAAUGCUGAUAAGCCUAUGCCAUCAAAACCCGAGAAAAAGAAUUUAAUACUAAAACCAGAUGAAUUGCCGCCACCUUCAGUGAUGUUAACCUAGGAAAUGACAUAUGACUUUCAAUUCCGUUUUACUAUAUUAAUUUAUUACUGAAUACAAUGAUUUUAAAUUUCUUUUUAA